AUGGAAAGAGAAAAUCAGACCAGUGUCCUUGAGUUCCUCCUCUGGGGACUCUCAGAGCGGCCCGAGCAGCAGCACAUACUCUUCAUCCUGUUCCUAUGGAUGUACGUGGUCACUGUGGUUGGGAACCUGCUCAUUGUUCUGGCCAUUGGCACCCACACACAUCUGCACACCCCCAUGUAUUUCUUCCUCGCCAGUCUGUCUUGUGCAGACAUACUUUUCACCUCUACCACUGUGCCCAAGGCCCUGGUGAACAUCCAGACUCAGAGCAGAUCCAUCUCCUAUGCAGGAUGCCUGGUUCAGCUCUACUUUUUCCUGACUUUUGGGGACAUGGACAUCUUUCUCCUGGCCACAAUGGCCUAUGACCGCUAUGUGGCUAUUUGCCACCCACUCCACUACACGAUGAUCAUGAGCCUCCGGCACUGCCUUCUCAUGGUGACUGCCUGCUGGACCCUCACAAGUCUCGUUGCCAUGACACACACCUUCCUCAUAUUUCGGCUUUCCUUCUGCUCUAGGAAUACCAUCCCUGACUUCUUCUGUGAUCUGGGACCCCUGAUGAAGGUGUCUUGCUCUGAUACCCUGGUCAAUGAACGUGUGCUCCUCUUCCUCGGGGGAGCAGUCAUUUUAAUCCCUUUUAUGCUCAUCCUCAUCUCUUAUACCCUCAUCAUUUCUGCCAUCCUCAGAGUCCCCUCUGCCCAGGGAAGGCACAAGGCCUUCUCUACCUGUGGUUCUCACCUUGCUGUUGUUGCCCUAUUCUUUGGGACAGUGAUCAGGGCUUAUCUGUGCCCCUCAUCCUCCUCCUCCAACUCAGUAGAGGAGGACACAGCGGCUGCUGUCAUGUACACAGUGGUGACUCCCCUGCUGAACCCCUUCAUUUACAGCCUGCGGAACAAGGACAUGAAGUAUGCACUUGUCAGACUUCUCAGGGGCAAAGUCUCCUUCUCAUGGAGCCAAUGA
Messenger RNA from Otolemur garnettii (small-eared galago), 954 nucleotides. RefSeq names its product olfactory receptor 1P1-like. NCBI's taxonomy places the organism in Eukaryota, Metazoa, Chordata, Mammalia, Primates, Galagidae. Gene Ontology annotation, biological process: G protein-coupled receptor signaling pathway. The record is from RefSeq and is a predicted model, not a curated record. The coding region runs from base 1 to 954 and encodes 317 amino acids. Gene Ontology annotation, cellular component: membrane. Gene Ontology annotation, molecular function: olfactory receptor activity; G protein-coupled receptor activity. The transcript has a single exon.